AUGGCAACCAAAGCCGAAUCAUUUCCUCGACUCUUUGAUGCUGUCAAAGCCAAAUUCCCCUCGUCACUGGGACCCGACAGAUGGCACCUCGUCGCCGCAUCCGCCCUCAUCACUUACCUCCGACCCCUCAAAUCUGGCUACCUCUGGAAUUAUCUGACCAGCCAGCCAGACUGUCAAACAUUAGAGCAGCGACGAGCUCUCAACAAGCGCCUACGCGAGUUUUUCGUGAAACAAUGGGUUACAAUCGGUGUGCCCAAGGCUGCUGUUGCGCUGUUCUCGUUGAUCAAAAAGGGAAGCCUGGGAACGCUGAUCUGGGCAUACGAAACAUACCAAUUCAAUUCCGAUGCUCUGGGACUUGGCCAGCUGUCCAACACGUCUCUUUGCAGAAGCCCCCUAUCACAAAGUGUCUGCAUCCACAGGAAUCUCAUACUGACGAGAACGAACACAGAUCACAAGCAGCCCUCGCUCCCGCCAAACGCGCGUGCGACACCGAAUUUCUCCGCCACCUCUACACCGAGGAGCAAAAGGCCACUAUGUAGAGCAGCAGUGGUGCAGACUUUGAAUGGGUGA
Letharia columbiana is the source of this 570-nucleotide messenger RNA. RefSeq lists its product as uncharacterized. The record is from RefSeq and is a predicted model, not a curated record. The transcript has 2 exons. Lineage: Eukaryota; Fungi; Ascomycota; Lecanoromycetes; Lecanorales; Parmeliaceae. The coding region runs from base 1 to 570 and encodes 189 amino acids.